Messenger RNA from Dermacentor andersoni, 860 nucleotides. Its product is annotated as (3R)-3-hydroxyacyl-CoA dehydrogenase-like. The record is from RefSeq and is a predicted model, not a curated record. Gene Ontology annotation, molecular function: oxidoreductase activity, acting on the CH-OH group of donors, NAD or NADP as acceptor; quinone binding. Gene Ontology annotation, biological process: fatty acid biosynthetic process. Lineage: Eukaryota; Metazoa; Arthropoda; Arachnida; Ixodida; Ixodidae.
AUGUCCACAGGAGGAGGAGGAGCCCUGUCUGGCCGCCUGGCCAUAGUGACUGGCGGAGGAGGAGGCAUCGGUGGCGCCGUCUGUCAGCUGCUGGCGGAGAAAGGAGCCCGCGUGGUGGUCGCCGGACGCACGCUGGAAGCGGCGGAAGCUGUGGCCGUGGCGCUGCCAGGUUGCCUCGAUCACCGAGCCAUGCAAGUGGACGUUGGUGACGCAGCCUCGGUAGAGCGCCUAUUUGACGCCGUGAAGACGUUCAGCCCAGUGACCGCCAAUAUUCUGGUCAACUGCGUCGGCUAUGUGGACUUAGAGACACCGACGGCUGUCGAUAUGAACGAGGACAGCUUCGACCGCACGGUUCGGGUAAAUCUCAAGGGCCCGUUCCUGACCAGUCGAGCUGCGGCUCGUGCCAUGCUACAAGCCGGGGUCACGGAUGGAGCAAUUGUCAACGUGUCGAGCCGUGCUGCUAACGAUGCCAUGCCACGUUUUUCGGUAUACGCUGCCUGCAAAGCCGCGAUCGUGUCCUUCACGCGCUGUAUGGCGGCCGAGCUAGCUUCGCGGGGCAUCCGCUGCAAUUGCGUGAUGCCCGGACUUACGGAUUCGCCGCCCGUGCUCAGCAUGCGCGAUGAAAUGCGCAACGCCCUGUGUGCAAGCAUCCCCCUCGGUCGACCAGCCACCACCAGAGAAAUCGCAGAAGUCGUCGUGUUCCUCUGCUCUGAGGAGAGCUCAUACGUGGUGGGCGCCGCUUGGAUUGUGGCCGGAGGGAAGCAGUAGACGAGCCACUAGCAAGAGUCCUCUGGGGAGGUUGAUACAAGGGGUGUGGUAGCUAAUGUCAGUAUGCAUCUGAAAUAAUAAAUGCUACUACA